AUGGUCGGACGCGCUGCUCUCAAUAUCCCCGGAACCGACGAGACCUACUGGUUCAAGGGCGACAAGUACGUUAGAUACAAGUGGACCCCCGGUACGACGACCGACUCAGUCACGUACGGUCCCACCGAGUUCGUGAAAGAGUGGGAGUCCCUGAAGGAGAGUGGCUUCAAGCAUAUUGAUGCCAUCCUCCCGGUUCCCGGCCAUGACCGCCGUGCCUACUUCUUCAGCGGCGACAAGUACGCGCGCAUAGAAUAUGUCGUAGGCGCGCCAGGUGACAAGAUCUUGGUGGAGUUCGCCCCGAUCAAGGGUAACUGGCUUUCUCUCGACAAGGCUGGGUUUUCGACGGUCGAUGGGGCCCUGCAGGUCCCUGGGAAGACUGAUGAGGCCUACAUUUUCAGCGGCAAACAAUACGUGCGCAUCAAGUUUACAGAGGGGCAGAUCAACGACGAGCUCCUGGACGGACCUAAGGAUAUCACAACUGGCUGGAGCGCGACCAAGUUUGAUACGAUCGAUACAAUCAUCCCAAGGCCCGGGAACAACCAGAACGCAUAUUUAUUCUCAGGCAACAAAUACGUCCAGAUCAAGGUCAAUGUCGGGGGGUAUGACGAGCUUAUCAGCGAUCACCGUGAAGUCGCGCCCUACUGGCCUGGACUGCACAAGGCCGGAUUUUACUAA
Messenger RNA from Rhizoctonia solani, 675 nucleotides. RefSeq names its product hemopexin domain protein. The record is from RefSeq and is a predicted model, not a curated record. The transcript has a single exon. Bases 1 to 675 code for a protein of 224 amino acids. Lineage: Eukaryota; Fungi; Basidiomycota; Agaricomycetes; Cantharellales; Ceratobasidiaceae.